This is a messenger RNA of Knipowitschia caucasica, 6606 nucleotides long. NCBI's taxonomy places the organism in Eukaryota, Metazoa, Chordata, Actinopteri, Gobiiformes, Gobiidae. The record is from the annotation of a GenBank genome assembly.
AUGAACCAGCCCACCAGGACAAGUCGAUUGCUUUCAAAGGAAAAGGCCAAAGGAGAGAAAGUCAACCAAGACAAGGAAAGAGAAAGACAGAAUAUAAAGGAGUGCCUUAAACCGACUGUGGGUUCUAAUGCAACACAAGUGAAUGACUUUGUCCUUGUGGACAGCAGGGCUCUCACGACAGAGGGUCCGCAGCAAAAGGAGCACAGAGAGACAGAGACUGAGGGAACUCCGAACUCAGUGCUCUCCUCGUCCACUGACACAGCCAGUGAACACUCCGCCGAGCUGGACGUGGUGGAGCCAGCGAGAACAAAUCAUCCAAGUAGCCCCCUCUGCCACUCAUCACCCAAGGAAGUGAGCCAUUCAGAUGGACUAGCCCAAGCUCUGGCCAAAGGCUUGAAAAAUCAGAGGGUUCUUGCAUGUCAGCUAAAGAGGAGUGUAGAGAGUGGAGUAAAUGGGAAGGACUUGGGGGCACUGUCUUGUGUGUUCAAACCUGGUGUGGUUCGUUGUGUGGGUGAAGGGACAGUAGAGGUUCAGCUCCAAGGAGAAGAGAGACUUGUUCAAUAUCCUUUUCAUGGUAACACUGUGAUUACAUCAUCGCCCAAGGCAACUCGCACUGUGGAGUUAAUUUUGGAUGCACCCCCACCUGGCAUGGCACCUGUGGCUGUGGGAACACAAGUGUGUGUGCCAUUUGGUGGGGAAGAGGGUGGGCCUCUAUUUUACAGAGAAGGGAUUGUGACGCAGGUGGACCCCCAUCCUGGAGUGUCGUUUCCCUACCGUGUCCUUCUCAAUGACCAGAUUCUGGACAGCCAGAAGGCUGGCAGAGAGAAAGAAAGACUGGCUGUUUGGGUGUCACGACAGAGCCUGAGACUACUCACCCCUCCUUGGGAAGUCCCAAACUUUGACGGUGGAAGGGCAAAGGAGAGGGAGCGAGAAAGAGAAAGGGAGGAGAGGGAGCGGAGGGAGGAGUUGGAAGUGGAGAGGGAGGUGUGUCAAUUGAGUAAGGGCAUGGGGGUUCUGGGAGGAGGGGGCAGACUGGGUCAUAGUUUUUUGCACCAGGCCACUACUGCGGGGCAUCCUUAUGUUAAUGUUAACCCACCGCCACACUCUGCUACUGGGAUGCCCAGCAUAGGGACUAGUUCUGAGACAAGAGUGCAGGGAGAGAGACCAAAACAGACAAACAGCCUUGCUCCUGACGAAGAUCCAGAACUUUCCCAAUUAAAUAUGGGCCUGACUGUCACACCAAAAACAGCCGCUGACUCCCCUCAUAACUCAAAUCUCCUCUCUAAAAGUUGCUACCCCUCCUCCCCCUCUCACCUUACUGUGGUGCGAGAUCUGGGCCCUCCGCACAUGUCCACACUUACUGUCCCUCAGCCACCCCCCUCUAUAGCAUUAUUAACCUCAGAGAUGAGCAAUCCCACUUCUAACCUACCUCCAUCCAAAACCACUCAUUCCCAGCCCCCCACUCCCACUUCCUCUACCUCCUCUCGUUCCAGGACACCCCUGUCACUAGCACAACAAAAAUACAAAAAGGGUGAUGUGGUGUGUACCCCCAAUGGAAUCCGCAAGAAGUUCAAUGGAAAGCAGUGGCGAAGGCUAUGCUCCAGGGACGGUUGCAUGAAGGAGUCUCAGCGUAGAGGCUACUGCUCCCGACACCUGUCGAUGAGGACCAAAGAGAUGGAAGCAGCCGGAGGUGAGCGGGGCAGGGGCAGCAGCUCAGGUACACUUACCCCCUCUGACCUGCGCGGGAGAGCCAGCAGUGAACUGGACUGGGACGACACAUCGAGAGAGGGUAGCGAGACGAGCAGCAGAGGAGACUCCAGACCCCGUCUAGUGUUGCCCUCUCUCGUCCCACAUGAACUGUCCUCACGUUUUGACUAUGAUGAGUGUGAGGCAGCCACCAUGCUUGUGUCUUUGGGCAGCUCUCGUUCAGGGACACCUUGUUUUUCUCCGAUCUCCAACCAGUCCCCUUUCUCCCCAGCCCCUUCUCCUUCCCCUUCUCCACUCUUUGGUUUUAGACCAGCUAAUUUCUCCCCUAUUACAGCCUCCCCAGUCCUGUCACAUCGUAGGCACAGACAGCCCAGCGGGGCAGGGGUGGGAGGGGUGUCAGGCGGUUCAAAAGCUGUUCACAGUGGAGGAGAAAAAGAGAGGCACACUUCUGGAAAUAUCCAGGUGUCCUUCCAAAACAACCUGACGUUUACUGUCCCCAUGAGCCCCAGCAAACGCAAGGCUGACACUCCUGCCCCCGCUCCCCUGACCUCGCACCAUCAUGACUACACUCCGAAGACUGAGGAGAACAGCGAGCUCAGCGGCUCCUUCAGGGUCCUCUCACCAGCACAUUCCCGUACGCACACCCCCACAUUCCCCCGGCCCCGGGGAGUCACUACACCCUCCUCUAGACCCCCGUCUGCUGUGUCCCCUCCUCCACUGCUUGUGUCUCCCACCCCUCCUUCCCCACUCCCACCUGAUGCAGGCUCUCGGCGCAUGGUGACAGUUACCCAGCAGACUUUGCGAGACUCCCCUGUUAUUGUCAGAAAUCCUGAAAUCCCUCUGGCCAAAUUUACUGAGUGCCCUGUUGGACAUGGAGGUUCUGAGGCGAACACUUCCACAGACGCUGGUGUGACGCUCACUCCUCAACCCAUCUCGGGCCUCCAGGUGCCGGUCCCCAUAAAUGCUGCUACAGGCGGCGUCACCAAUGGCACAGUGAUUCUGCGGAGCCCAGCACAGACUCUGGUGCUUGUGUCCGCCUCCCCUUCCACUGACACCCCUGCUGCCCCUUUGCAGGCCCUGUCAGUGACUGUCAGCACAACAGUGGCUCCCUCUGCGAACAGCACAGACAGCUCUGGGGAUGGAGGGGAGACCAGGGAGAGUGGGUUUGGGGGGGAGCUCCAGCAGCCUGUUCCCUGCCACCCGUCUCCCACCGCACUCCUGCCCCUCAUCCUGCCAGCAGAAAACCUCCACCCUGCCCCCCGAAAGGACAUCAUAAUGGGACGCCCUGGCACAGUAUGGACCAAUGUAGAGCCACGGUCUGUCCCAGUCUUCCCCUGGCAUUCAUUGGUUCCUUUCCUGGCACCCACCCAAUCAGACUCCUCUUCUCAGUCCGGAGAGGGUCAUCACCCAGUCAACCACCCCCAAGCAGUGACUCUGAAAACAGGAGCAGAAGUUCAUGGAGUGGCAGCUCAGCCACAGGAGCCUGUAGAGGCCCCUCCCACAAUAGACCGAGGCCCUCCCUCCCGGCCUCCCACCUCUGCAGAGGGGCCUCCCCCAGAGAAGGACAAGGGAACUGCAGAGAGGGAGAGGCCAGACAGUGAAACAGAGAGUGAUGUUGAUGAUCCCUUUCUUCCUGGAGUUGUCCCCGAACAGCCUCUCUCUACGUCACCAGUGAAGAGACGCACACAGUCUCUGAGUGCACUACCCAAAGACGGAGACAAGAACAGCCCUGGAAAGAGAGAAAAAGACCAUAUACGACGUCCAAUGAAUGCAUUUAUGAUAUUCAGUAAGCGCCAUCGAGCUCUCGUUCAUCAGCGCCAUCCAAACCAAGACAACCGAACAGUGAGCAAAAUACUUGGAGAAUGGUGGUACGCUUUAGGGCCCAAGGAGAAACAAAAGUACCAUGAUUUGGCCUUUCAGGUAAAAGAGGCACAUUUCAAAGCCCAUCCAGAUUGGAAAUGGUGCAACAAAGACCGUAAAAAGUCUAGCUCUGAGGGUCGUGGGGUCCCAGGGAGCAAGGACAUAAGGGAGAGAAGCAUGUCUGAGUCCACAGAGCCUCAUACUCUGGAGCUGAAAGGGGUGCCCCCAGGUUUAGUGAGUGUUUCUGAGCGAGGCACAGUGGAAGGUCAUGGGAGUCAACUCACUCGACCUCGAGCCUUUUCUCAAAGUGCUGUUCACAGCCUGGAGCGAAACGGCAGGAACACUAAAGCUCUGGCAGAACUGGCACAGUCCCAGCGUGGAGUCAGCGAGGACAUGACCAGUGAUGAAGAGCGGAUGGUCAUAUGUGAAGAGGAGGGCGAUGAUGAUGUCAUUGAGGACCCCUAUCCGAGCAGCUCUAUUGAUCUAAAGUGUAAGGAGCGAGUUACGGACAGCGAUAGCGAAAAUGGCUCUGGAGAUGAAGCUGAUAGGAAGAGAGUCUUUGCCCCAGUAAUCUGCUCAUCAUCUUCAGCUCACCCCCCUCACCACGGCCGGAGCGUCUCUUUGUCUUCCUAUCCAAGCAGCAACAAACGUUUUGAGGAAGCCAGGUCGUUCGGUGCAGGAUUUACAGAGCACAGGCGAAAGGGCGGGGGCGAUGCAGAACACAAGAACAUUAAUUAUGCUGAAGGAAUAGCUUCCACCGUGGUAACAAACGUGAUGCGUCCGGUCAUCAGCACACCACUCCCUUUAGCAAGUAAACUGAGAGAGGGAGGGGCGGGAUCGUGCUCACAUCCACCUGAGAAGAAAUCUACACAGCAGCAAGUUCUGAUAGGGCCAGGAGGUGCAACUAGCGUGACAGCUUUUGGCGUCCCAUCUUCACACACCGUCCUGACCAACGGCAAACAGUCCAGUGCAAAUUCGUUGGCUGCAUAUACAUCAAACCCUGCUGUGGGCGUGGUCAGCUCAACCACCAGAGUGCAAACUCAGUCUCCAGUGCUUCAGGGCAAAAUGCUGGUUCCCAUGGCCACUGUUCGGACUGCACCGGCCACGGCCCAACAGUUUCCUAUUGUGGCACCACCCCUUCCUGUUCAGAAUGGUGCCCAGGCCGGAAGCAAGUUGAUACAGAUCGCCCCCAUGCCUUUGGUCCAGCCUGGGCUUCCUCAGGUCACAGCGGUCCAACCUCCUGGUGCUUUUCCAGCUUCAGUGGUCGCCCCAAACACCGCCCCGUCCCAGACCGUGCUACUUCCACCCGCGGCCAACAGAAUCACCUACGUCCACUCCACACCGGGCAUCCCAUCCACACUACCUUUGGUCUCCACGACAACAGCCUCGCCGCCCUCACAACAGUCUCUUCCUGGCUCUGCAUACGUUCCGUCACCGAUGGCAACACUGGGUUUUACUGCCAUCGCGCCACAUGGACAGACCCUGGUCCAGCCGCUCAUCGCAGGUCAGCCUCCGAUCUUCGCCCCAGCUCCGUCUCCGUCUCCUCAGCCCUCCGGUUCAGUCCCUGCUUCAGGCAACGGCGCGGUCAUCACCACCAUCUACCCUUCUUCACCCAGUGUCUCCAUAGCAACAGGGGCAGUCUCUGUCACUGCAGCGCCCCCUGGUGUGGUGUCCAGCCCUUUCAGCACUUCCUCUCACGUCCUGCAGAAGCACACGUCCAUCACUGUAACUGCCCCAGCCGCAGACAGAGGGGCAGAGGGACAGGGUGAACUGCUGACGCCAGAUCCUGCAGGUGUCGGCAGCUCAACAGCGCCUCCCAGUGGCUCUACUAUUCCCAUGAGGGCUGGCAGUCCCCAACUGCACAUUCAGUCGGGAACAACAAAGCUCAUCCAGCUUCAACCUCGGGCCCCUCAGAAAAUAAAGGCGACCGUGGCUACGAUUCCUGUAGGCAGCUAUGAAGGAGGAGGUCGAGCCAAAGAGAGGGAGAAAGGACGAGAGCGAGAAAAAGACCGCGAGAAGGAGGAGAGGGAGGCAACAGCGAGCAGCCUGUUCUCUUUUGACAUCGAGCCUCCGACACAAAGCACCUCUCCAGCUCCUCAUCCCACUGAGGAGUCUCCCUCUGAUCCGCCCACAGAGGCCCAGAACACAGACUAUGAAAGUACAAAACAGGAGUGUCCCACCACCAAAGAGGCUGGGUGGAAAGAAUCUCUUCCCUCGUCCCCUCUCCCGCCACCAUCCACCACUGAGCCCAGCUUGCCGCCUCCACAGAGCGAUAAAGAACCUCUAACUCCCAAAAAGAUUAAGGUCCGCCCUCCACCGUUGAAAAAAACCUUUGACUCUGUGGACAAGGUGCUUUCUGAAGUCUAUUUCGAAGAGCGUUUUGCUGAGCUGCCAGAGUUCCGGCCCGAAGAGGUCCUCCCCUCACCGACAUUACAAAGUUUAGCCACGUCACCUCGUGCUAUUCUGGGCAGCUACCGACGCAAACGGAAGAACUCUACAGAUUUGGACUCUGCGCCUGAUGAACAAGUCUCACCAAAGCGGAAAAGUAGACGACGUUCGAGCUGCAGCUCAGAGCCGAACACGCCUAAAAGUGCUGCCAAAUGUGAGGGAGAAAUUUUUACCUUUGACAGGACAGAGGGGGAAGACAUUUUGACAGAACUGGAGUUUGAAAAAGUGCCAUACUCUUCCCUGAGAAGAACCUUAGACCAGAGGAGAGCACUGGUUAUGCAGCUUUUCACGGAGCAGGGCUUCUUUCCAUCUGCUCAAGCCACUGCAGCCUUCCAGAGCAGAUAUUCUGACAUAUUUCCAACUAAGGUGUGUCUGCAGUUGAAAAUAAGGGAGGUCCGCCAGAAGAUAAUGCAGACUGCCACACCCUCUGACGGCCCGGGUUUAGGUUUACCUGACUUUUCUGGCUCUAACCCUGGACCCUCUGGCUCUCAGUCAGGGGAGGGGUCUGGACGAGUGGACCUGCAGGAUGAGGACAUGGAGCAUGAGUGCGGUGUGGAAGAACCACGUGACUCCCAGGACUCUGUGAGGUGA